AUGAAUACAAUCAAAAUAUAUUGUUAUAUUGUUUUCAUUUUUCUCAGUAUAACAGCUCAAAUCAAAUCUGAAAUCUGUGAGAAAACACCUCAAUAUGGUGAAUGUUCAACAAACAGUGCAUGUGGAUGCUUUCAUGUAACAAGUGCUAAUAACGAUGCAGGCAUUUGUGGUUUUCGGUGGUUAGCAUGUUCUCAUCUUGUACUGUGUAAUUCACCAGACUAUUCAUGUUCUCAACCUAAUACGACGUGUGUUCAACAUCCACAAUGUAAUAAUCUUCCUGUUUGCUAUCCAGUUACAAUGACUGAUCAAAGUAUCUGUCCACCAAUGAAAAAUAAAACAAAUCUUAAAUGGAAACAAAAUGCCAUCACUAUGGCUGGUGGAAAUGGACAAGGGCAACAAUUAAAUCAAUUCGAUCGCCCUCUUGGAAUCUUUGUUGAUAAAAAGAAAAAUAUUUUUAUUGCCGAUUGGUGGAAUAAUCGUAUUGUUGAAUGGAAGUAUAACGCAAAGGAAGGACAAAUCAUUGCAGGCGGAAAUGGCAAAGGAAAUCGAACGAAUCAAUUAAAUCUGCCAACAGAUAUGAUUGUUGAUCAACAAAAUCAUUCGAUCAUCAUUGCUGAUUUUUUUAACAGCCGAGUGACUCAAUGGAUGAAUCAAAAUCAACAAAUUCUCAUUCAGAAUAUUUUCUGUAAUGGUUUGGCAAUGGAUAAAAAUGGAUUUCUUUAUGCUUCCGACGUUGCAAAGAAUGAAGUGAGACGAUGGGAAAUGGGAGAAUAUAACAAGGAAGGAGUUGUGGUGGCUGGUGGAAAUGGAAAAGGAAAUCAACUCAACCAGCUUGAUUCUCCUCGUUUUAUCUUUGUCGAUGAAGAUCAAUCUGUUUAUGUAACAGAUUGGGAGAAUCAUCGUAUAAUGAAAUGGAGAAAAGAUGCAAAAGAAGGGAUAGUUGUAGCUGGAGGAAAUGGUCAAGGAGGAAAUCUUAAUCAAUUGUCUGUUCCCCAAGGAGUAAUUGUUGAUGAUUUGGGUCAGGUCUAUGUGGCAGAUUAUGGAAAUGAUCGAGUAAUGCGUUGGUAUGAAGCAAAAGGAGAAGGUGAAAUUGUUGUUGGUGGAAAUGGUAAAGGAAAUCAACCAAAUCAAUUGAAUGGGCCUAUGAAUUUAUCUUUUGAUGAUGCAGGAAAUCUUUAUGUUGCUGAUUCUUCUAAUCAUCGAAUUCAAAAAUUUGAAAUAGUUUUCUGA
Adineta steineri is the source of this 1230-nucleotide messenger RNA. Lineage: Eukaryota; Metazoa; Rotifera; Eurotatoria; Adinetida; Adinetidae. The record is from the annotation of a GenBank genome assembly.